CACUACGUCUGGUUUGAAAUGUGUACUUUAGACUUUUGAAUAAGUACAUAAUGUACUUAAAAGUCUAAAGUACAUUUUUCUUCUUCGCGUAUUCGUGGAUCACGCGUAUUUAUAGGCAUUGUGCCCUUGAAUUACGUACAGUAUUACGUAGCUGUUUCAUCAUAUACAAUAUAAGCCGAUUGCUAUAUCUUUUGCAUUUAUAUAUCUAAAUAGUGUACUUGUACAAUGAUAAUUAUGUAAUAUUUUCAGUUUAUUUAAUAGAUAAAAUAUAUUAUUAUAUUUUAUGUAAUCUAUUCAAUUCUGAAUAUUUUAACUUAACCUCACUUCUAAAAGUCAGUCUGUGGUAGACGGACGUAAUUUUUAGUGAUAAUAGUGAGUAAUAUGUGAUAACACUAUGGAAGUGACCCAAGCAGUUUAAAUUCAAUGCGUGUUCCUAUCGACCUAGCCAAAAAUCAGAGGGACCUACUGACCUCGUUAUGUCAUAUUGAUUGUUUGCAAGCGUUUUAUAAAUUAGUAGAUGUAGUACGUUUGGCAACUAAAUAAUCAUUGAAUAUGGCGAAGCGUAUAUUAAAUAGAAAUGUAUUAUUUUAUAACAAGGUUAACUUCCCGGUAUGGACUCGAUGUAUUCACAAUACAAACCAGAUUCAAACUAAGGAAAUACAGAUACCAGUGCAGUGGGGACAUAUAUCGGCAAAGUUAUGGGGAAAUGAAAACGAGCGACCCAUUCUUGCUCUCCAUGGAUGGCAAGACAACGCAGGCACUUGGGACACUCUAGCUCCGCUACUAAGUAAACACAGAUCUAUUUUAGCCAUCGAUUUCCCUGGACACGGACUGUCGUCUUGGGUGCCACCAGGUGUACAUUACUACGCAUGGGAGCUACCUCGUAUUAUUUUAUUCUUAAAAGACUAUUUUAAAUGGGACAAACUUUCACUAUUGUGUCACUCAAUGGGAUCAAUAGCUGGACUACGUUUUUCCUGUUUGUUUCCUGAUGAUGUAGAUUUUUAUAUUGCCUUGGACAGCCUCGUGGCGGAUGACUAUGAUUUAAAUGUAUUUAUAGACAGAUAUCCUAGCUUAGUGCGCAAGAUUAAUUAUCUACAAACUCGUUUAAAUGACGAACCUCCAUCUUAUAGUUUUGAAGAUAUCGUGAAAGUGUGGCACACUGGGACCAGAAAAUCGGUGUCUAUGGACAGUGCCCGUAUAUUGUUGAAACGUGGUGCAAAACAAUCCGCUAAAGAUCCCAAUAAAUAUUUCUUCUCGCGCGAUGCUAGACUAAAAUACACCUUAUUUACCCCUGAAAAAAAAAUGUUUGUUGAAACUCUUGUAAGGAAGCUGAUUUGUCCAACGUUAUAUAUUAAAGCAAUAGAUUCUCCAUUUUCUUGUGACGAGUUUUCUGUAGAAAUGAGAGAAAUUAUUGCCAAAAAUAAUGAAAAAUAUGAAUGUCACUUCUUACCUGGUACUCAUCAUAUACAUUUAAAUAACCCAGAGUUAGUAUUUCCCCUUGUUUUAAAUUUCUUACAAAAGUACAAUUUUAUUUCUGAAUGAUAUUAGGUAGAUAAUAGAUUACUCAAUAUUAGAUAAAAUUAUUAAUUCAAUCAUUCUCCUCAUAAUAGGAAGAAUGUUUAUAAAAAAUAACGUUUUUAUUCUUUUUAUAUUUCGGUGCGUGAUAUUUUAACACGAGUACUGUCCACUAACCUUACAGUUUUGA
Messenger RNA from Achroia grisella, 1705 nucleotides. Its product is annotated as probable serine hydrolase. Bases 553 to 1542 code for a protein of 329 amino acids. NCBI's taxonomy places the organism in Eukaryota, Metazoa, Arthropoda, Insecta, Lepidoptera, Pyralidae. The transcript has 3 exons. The record is from RefSeq and is a predicted model, not a curated record.